Molecule: messenger RNA, 3419 nt
Organism: Linum tenue
Lineage: Eukaryota; Viridiplantae; Streptophyta; Magnoliopsida; Malpighiales; Linaceae
Source: the annotation of a GenBank genome assembly
AUUUGCUUUGCUUCCUCCCCUAACUCCUUUCUUCAACGUUCUUUUACCACCGAACGGCAAACCAUCCCUCCAUCCCACCAUCCCUCUCAACAAAAAACUAGAAUCAAUCCACCCAUAAAACCGGCCCCCUGCCCUUCUGCCUCAGCUCCGCCGCCUCUCGCCGCUCCCUCUCUCUUUUUACCUCCCUAAACCGACGCCUAAUUCCCGGUUAUUUCCCGUCAUUCUGGUUUUCUAGAUUUCCCUCCAAAUAGUAUCCCUCUUCUUCCCCUCCCACGCCUCCUAUUCCCAAACCCUAAUUCUUUUCCCUCUCCCUCUCCGCUUCCGUCGUAGCCACCGUACAAUUUUCCUCCGAUCAUCCACGCCUCUUCGUUUUCCCUCCCAUCUCUCCGUUCCAGAACAUAUUUGACCGGAGUCGGACAGUUAUUUGAUUGCUGAGAUUCUCUUGUUUUGAGCGCUGGCGUUGCUCCGUUUUCCUUCUGAUUCAAUGGCUAUUUGACAAUUUUCCUCGGGGUUGAAGUUGGAGAUCGGUGUUGGUUUUGCGGGCGAGGAGUUUGAAGAAUUGGGAUCCGAGAGAGAUGAGUAACCAGAAGAAGAGGAACUUCCAGAUAGAGGCGUUCAAGCACCGGGUCGUGGUGGAUCCGAAAUACGCAGAUAAGACCUGGAAGGUUCUGGAGCAUGCUAUCCACGAGAUUUACAACCACAACGCCAGUGGCCUCAGCUUCGAAGAGCUCUACAGGAAUGCUUACAACAUGGUUCUCCACAAAUUUGGUGAGAAGUUGUAUUCUGGCCUGGUUUCCACUAUGACCUCACAUCUAAAGGAGAUAUCUAAAGCUAUUGAGGCUGCCCAGGGAGAAUCCUUUUUGGAGGAGCUGAACAGGAAGUGGAAUGACCACAACAAAGCGCUGCAGAUGAUCAGAGACAUAUUGAUGUACAUGGACAGAACUUAUAUCCCUAGUAAUCAUAAAACCCCUGUUCAUGAGCUAGGCCUCAACUUAUGGAGAGAUAAUAUUGUUCGCUCCAGCAAAAUCCAGACCAGGCUAUUGAACACUCUUCUGGACUUGGUCCACAGAGAACGAACUGGCGAAGUAAUAGACCGUGGUCUGAUGAGAAACAUAAUUAAGAUGCUGAUGGAUUUAGGUUCUGCAGUUUACCAGGAAGAUUUUGAGAAGCAUUUUCUUGAAGUUUCUGCCGAGUUUUACAAAGUUGAAUCUCAGAAGUUCAUUGAAUGCUGUGAUUGUGGUGAGUAUCUGAAGAAAGCUGAGAAACGUUUGAAUGAAGAGAUAGAGAGGGUGACACACUACUUGGAUGCUAAGAGUGAGAUCAAAAUCACCAAUGUGGUGGAGAAGGAAAUGAUUGCGAAUCACAUGCUGAGACUUGUCCAUAUGGAUAAUUCAGGCUUGGUCAACAUGCUUCUCGAUGAUAAAUAUGAUGACUUGGGAAGAAUGUAUAACUUAUGCCGCCGAGUACCUAAUGGUCUUCUUACAAUCCGAGAAGUAAUGACUUCUCAUCUUAGAGAAACUGGCAAGCAACUCGUUACUGAUCCCGAAAGGUUAAAGGAUCCAGUGGAGUUUGUGCAGCGGCUCUUGGAUGAGAAGGAUAAGUAUGACAGCAUCAUAAACAAAGCCUUUAUCAAUGACAAGACAUUCCAGAAUGCUUUAACAAAUUCGUUCGAAUACUUCAUUAAUUUGAAUGCUCGUUCCCCUGAAUUCAUCUCGCUGUUUGUUGAUGACAAGCUGCGGAAGGGGCUAAAGGGAGUUAGUGAAGAAGAUGUGGAGAUCAUUCUAGACAAGGUGAUGAUGUUGUUUAGGUAUUUGCAGGAGAAAGAUGUGUUCGAAAAGUAUUACAAACAACACUUAGCUAAAAGACUUUUGUCGGGUAAAACCGUAUCAGACGAUGCAGAGAGAAGUCUAAUUGUUAAACUCAAGACUGAAUGCGGGUACCAGUUUACUUCAAAAUUAGAAGGUAUGUUCACAGACAUGAAGACUUCGCAGGACACAAUGCAGGGAUUUUAUGCAAGUCAUCCCGAGCUAGGAGAAGGGCCCACACUCGUAGUUCAGGUUUUGACAACUGGGUCUUGGCCAACUCAGCCUAGCGCCACCUGCAACUUGCCUUCUGAAAUGUCGGCACUAUGUGAGAAGUUCAGGUCGUAUUACCUAGGGACUCAUACGGGUAGAAGAUUGUCGUGGCAAACGAACAUGGGGAAUGCAGAUAUGAAGGCGAGUUUUGGGAAAGGUCAGAAGCAUGAGCUGAAUGUUUCGACGUAUCAAAUGUGCGUUCUAAUGCUCUUCAACAAUGCUGAGCGGCUUAGUUACAAGGAGAUUGAGCAGGCGACUGAGAUUCCAGCCCCUGAAUUGAAGAGGUGCUUGCAGUCCAUGGCUUGUGUGAAGGGCAAAAACGUGCUUAGGAAAGAGCCCAUGAGCAAAGAGAUUGGUGAAGAAGAUGCCUUCUUUGUGAAUGACAAGUUCUCAAGCAAGUUUUAUAAGGUGAAGAUAGGAACGGUGGUUGCACAGAAGGAAUCCGAGCCUGAGAAGCAAGAGACACGGCAGCGAGUGGAAGAGGACAGGAAACCGCAAAUUGAAGCUGCAAUAGUUAGGAUCAUGAAGUCAAGGAGGGUAUUGGAUCACAACAACCUAAUCAGUGAGGUCACAAAGCAAUUACAACAACGGUUCCUCCCCAAUCCGACUGAGAUCAAGAAGCGGAUCGAGUCGCUUAUUGAGCGGGAUUUCUUGGAAAGGGAUAACGUGGACCGAAAACUUUACCGGUAUCUUGCAUAAUUUUCGAUGGCGGGGAAAAAAUGUGGUGGAAACAAGCAGGUUGCAGGUUUUCCUUGUUUCUUUAUGGUUGUGGAUUUUAACAUUGAGAAUCUGCAAAGAUGUACACUCCCCUGUUGUUGGUAAGUGGAAAAAUUGUGUUAGUUCUCUUGCGGAGUUAUGUGAUGGUUUCUUUCUCCCCGUAAUGAACAGAUUUAUUUUGCUUCUGUUCCUUUUCUUGUCUGUUAAGCGUGCUGCCUUUCGUGUUUGCAUAGACAGUCCAUGCUUUAUUAGGCUAUAGAUUAGAUUGUCCAGAACGUAACAAUGGUGGAUUUGGGAUGUGUAAUGUGUUGGCAGAAUGAUGUUUCCAGAUGAGGGGAUAGUAUCAUGUUCCUUCCAAACUCGGUUUUAAUCGACGAGGCGAGCUAGGAAUAGUUGGUAGAAGCUUCCAAACAUUUUUUGUAAUGUUUCCCUCUUGCUUGUUGGGGGACGUUUCUUUUUCCAGAAGGCUAAUCACAUUAUUCUGUGUUGAAGGUUGUUUAUUAUCCAAAUUGGCCUCAAAGAGCGUGUUACGUGGGCCACUUUUGAUGCAUGAGUUUUGCUUCAUUGGUAUUAAGACAAUGAUCUUAUUAUCAAGAGUGCGAGAUUCUUCUUUGGGUUCCAUCUGCC